AUGGACGUUAUUUCUCAGAGAAAUUCAUCUACAACUUUGAAUCCAAACGCUCCGUCGUUCGUUCCUUUGGCAUAUCGGAUGGUGGAGGACUUCUCCGACCAAUGGUGGGCUCUGGUCCAAUCCUCCCCUUGGUUCCGCGACUACUGGCUCCAAGAGCGCUUCCAGGAUCCCCAAAUUGACGCGCAGUUUCCCGAUUUUGACGAUCUACCCGACGUCGACGCCAUCUUCGACGACUACUACUUAGACGACGACAAGAAUGAGGAAGAAGAAAAAGACUAUUACAGGGAUUUGAUUUCAAUGGGGACUUUGAAAUGGCAGAAAGCGCGAGCUUUAGCAGAAAUGCCGAGGUAUAGGGAGAAGGCCCCCAAGAUUGUUAAUGUGAAAGUGAGUCCACGCACGAUUCAGCAACCGAGGUAGACUGAGUCAGACGGAAAGACCCAAACUGGGUUCUCCCGACCCAGUAGAUCGAUGAGCAUGCAUCUCUAAUCUCUUGUUGUUCCCUUCCUAGUUUGGAUAGUUUUUGUACAUAAUCGACCCUCGCCGUCGUGUCAAUCCUCAACUCAAGUGUGCUUUGCGUUUGUACAUUUAUUUCUUUGUGCUUUUCCUUGGUUUUAAUGGACAUUAACAUCCAGACU
This is a messenger RNA of Carya illinoinensis, 635 nucleotides long. Its product is annotated as protein EARLY RESPONSIVE TO DEHYDRATION 15-like. Lineage: Eukaryota; Viridiplantae; Streptophyta; Magnoliopsida; Fagales; Juglandaceae. Bases 1 to 417 code for a protein of 138 amino acids. The transcript has 2 exons. The record is from RefSeq and is a predicted model, not a curated record.